Messenger RNA from Microthlaspi erraticum, 507 nucleotides. The record is from the annotation of a GenBank genome assembly. Lineage: Eukaryota; Viridiplantae; Streptophyta; Magnoliopsida; Brassicales; Brassicaceae.
AUGGCGAGAAUUGCGUUGAUGGCUGCGGCGGUUGUGCUGGCUUUCCUGACGGUGGCGCCGGUGAUGGAAGUGGCAGCGAAGAAAUGGACGGUUGGAGAUAACAAGUUCUGGAAUCCCAAUGUCAAUUACACCAUUUGGGCUCAGGACAAACAUUUCUACCUCGACGAUUGGCUCUAUUUUGUGUACGAGAGAAACCAAUACAACGUGAUAGAAGUGAACGAGACGAACUACGUAAGCUGCAAUGCCGAGAACCCGAUCGCUAAUUGGAGUCGUGGAGCUGGAAGGGACUUGGUUCAUCUCAAUGUCACCAAACGUUACUAUCUGAUCAGCGGAAGUGGUGGUGGUUGUUUCGGCGGCAUGAAGCUCUCUGUUUUAGUUGAGAAAGCGCCUCUCGCACCAGCUGAAGCACCUGCCAACAACAGUGCAACAAGAGCCUUUCCCGUCUAUGGUUUUUUUAUUCCGGUGGCUGUUUUGGCAGCAAUCGGGACAAUUCUUAAUUUCUUUUGA